Messenger RNA from Cryptomeria japonica (Japanese cedar), 2612 nucleotides. Its product is annotated as ACT domain-containing protein ACR4. The record is from RefSeq and is a predicted model, not a curated record. Lineage: Eukaryota; Viridiplantae; Streptophyta; Pinopsida; Cupressales; Cupressaceae. The transcript is spliced from 8 exons. The coding region runs from base 676 to 2034 and encodes 452 amino acids.
AGGACCCACAUGUUCUUUUUAAGACAGUGGAAAAGCACGUGCUGAUGCCACUCUGCCCACAACAGCGUUAUCUCAUCUAACCUAGUGGGUAUAUCAGAUUAUGAGGCAAGGUGACGAUUAGGUCAAAUCAUGGUUAAGUCACAUAUACAUAGGCUCCGCCUACCCUAUGUGGGCUGCCUUGGAUUUCGAGAUAGCAUGGUUAAGUGUACGUUUGACAAGCUUAUUCCUGGGUAUUAUUAUCACUGUUUCCUUUAGACAUAGAUACCAGUCGGUAGAUUCAGAUUGCUCGUUGCAGGGAAUUGAUUGGUACUUAGCUAGGUAGUGGGGCUGCCAUAGAAAUGGAGAUUCUGAAAGAGCAGUUUGCGUUGGUUUCCGUGCACACAUUUCUAUGCAUUGACCAUCUGGAAUAAACAUAUUUAUAUGCACUGGCAGAGUUGAUAUUCCAUCUGGGUGGUUUACAACUUACUGGUUGGAAGAAGGGAAGAGCAGAAGCAUUGAGCGCUUGAGGCGUCCCCUACUUUUACAGCUGGAUUUUUUGGAAAAGUCGAGCUAGCUUCGUUCUACCUAGUUAUACAUAUAUUUACCAAUAUUCUAUUUGAAAGGACUCAGAAUUCAAGCAGACUGUUUUCAGUGUUUCGCAGCAAAACCGCCAGCGGGACCAGAUCUAUAUCACCAAUGGAAAUGGAUUGGAUGGCUUCUCUGGACAAUAUGGAUGACGAGUACGAAAAACUCAUUAUAAGGAUGAACCCUCCAAGGGUUGAGAUUAGUAACAGCGCUUGUGAGAAUGCAACAGUUGUGCAGGUCGACAGUGCUAACAAACAUGGUAUUCUUCUGGAAGUUGUACAAGUGCUUACUGAUUUGAAUCUCUUUAUUACCAAAGCCUACAUAUCUUCUGAUGGAGGAUGGUUUAUGGAUGUCUUCCAUGUAACCGACGAGUAUGGCAAGAAGCUAGCGGAUGAAGGUGUAAUUAACUACAUCCAACAGACACUUGGAACAAAUGCUUGUUUCCUACCCACUUUAAGGAGAUCUGUAGGAGUGAAGGCUGCGACAGAGCAUACAUCAAUUGAACUAACUGGAACAGAUCGGCCUGGGCUGCUCUCAGAAGUGUUUGCUGUUCUUGCAGACAACAAGUGUAACGUGGUGGGGGCAGAGGUAUGGACCCAUAAUAUGAGGGUUGCCUCUGUUUUGUAUGUUACAGAUGAGAUCACAGGUGCCCCUAUAGACGAUCCUCAGAGGCUUCUCAGGAUCAAAGAGCUUCUCUGCAAUGUUUUGAAAGGCAAUAAUGAUGUAAGAGGCGCCAAAACUGUGGUCUCUAUGGGUGUCACUCAUACAGAGAGACGCCUUCAUCAGAUGAUGUUUGCUGAUCGUGACUAUGAAAGAGUGAACAAAGGCAGGGCAGCCUCCAAUGAAGACAAAUCUAGGCCACUGGUAACUGUUCAGAACUGUAUAGAGAAGGAUUAUUCAGUCGUUAGUAUUCGCUGCAAGGACAGGCCAAAGCUUCUGUUUGAUACCGUAUGCACGUUAACAGACAUGGACUAUGUUGUAUUUCAUGGCACAGUAAACGCGGGGGCCUCUGAAGCAUAUCAGGAAUACUACAUAAGGCAUACGGAUGGCUUUCCUGUUAACUCCGAAGCUGAGAGAAAGCGAGUGAUACAAUGUUUGGAGGCAGCUAUAGAAAGAAGAGUCUCAGAGGGAUUGCGACUUGAACUAUGCACUAGCGAUCGACCAGGCCUGCUCUCAGAUGUGACCCGCAUAUUUCGUGAGAAUGGAUUAUCAGUUACAAGAGCGGAAGUCACCACCAGGGGAGAAAAGGCGGUAAAUGCAUUCUAUGUGACAGAUGCAGCAGGAAAUCCUGUUGAUUCUAAAACAGUUGAAGCAGUUCGAAGAGAAAUUGGCCUAACCAUAUUGCAAGUUAAAGAGAGUUCUGCUUCUCCCAAAUCUCCCCCUCGGGAGACAGCUGCAAGGUUUCUGUUUGGUAAUCUUUUUAGAUCAAAAUCCCUAUACAGUCUUGGAUUGAUAAAAUCCUAUUCUUGAUUGUUGUACAUAUCUGUUUCUUAACAUCUCCCAAAGAAGGUCCACUGGUUGUAGCAAGAGCAUGCCAUCAAUUGCCGCCUCUGUACAUAAAAAAAUCAAUUGAAUAGGUACCCCACUCCAUUGACCAACAUACCCUAGAUCCUAUUCGUUUGCAGAAUGUCCACUAUUGUAUGUUAAUUCACAGUUUCUGUUAUGGGUUGUCUUGUCUUCUGCGAGGGAGGAAGACUAGUCUGGUACCUGCAUAUGGGGUAAGGGUGAUCUCACUGUUCAAAUAACUUGAAUGUGUAUCCAUACUAGAUUAAUAUCCCAAAAUACGAGGUUUAAAAGUCAAGAGAAUGUUGACAAUGGCUAUUGGUCAUGACCUGAUCCUGUAACCAUAUGUACAAUAACACUUCCCCUCUGUCUCACCCCUGACUCCAAUGAAAACAAAAACAAAAAAAAUACACCAUUAUAGGGAAAUGCAUUUUCUGCAUAUAGAAGUUUCUCAUUCUUCAAAGAACACUUUUGUCAAUGUUUGGGCUUGAAUAUUGUAAAAAAAAACUCUUUACUGGCCAAUGGAAGCAUAUUCUUUAUAUUGA